Pteropus alecto (black flying fox) is the source of this 3628-nucleotide messenger RNA. RefSeq names its product follistatin like 1 (gene FSTL1). The coding region runs from base 16 to 1098 and encodes 360 amino acids. Lineage: Eukaryota; Metazoa; Chordata; Mammalia; Chiroptera; Pteropodidae. Gene Ontology annotation, molecular function: protein binding; calcium ion binding. The transcript has 11 exons. The record is from RefSeq and is a predicted model, not a curated record. Gene Ontology annotation, biological process: regulation of BMP signaling pathway; multicellular organism development; cell differentiation.
AGAAGAGGGAGGAGAAUGGGAGGAGCUGGGGGGCAGGCAGUCGGGGAAGGAGGGGUCUUAAGGGGCGGCGAGGCCAGGUCGGAUUUCCUUCGAGGCUGGCGAUCAGCAAAGCUCCAGCCUUCGAGCUCGCUGCAGCCGCCCUGCCCCGCGCCCUCCGGAGAUCGGGACGGGACCAUGAUGUGGACACGCUGGCUCGCGCUCGCGCUGGCGGCGGUCGCCUGGGUCCACGCCGAGGAAGAACUAAGGAGCAAAUCCAAGAUCUGUGCCAAUGUGUUUUGUGGAGCCGGCCGGGAAUGUGCAGUCACAGAGAAGGGAGAGCCCACCUGCCUCUGCAUUGAGCAAUGCAAACCUCACAAGAGGCCUGUGUGCGGCAGCAAUGGCAAGACCUACCUCAACCACUGUGAGCUGCAUCGAGAUGCCUGCCUCACUGGAUCCAAAAUCCAGGUCGAUUAUGAUGGACACUGCAAAGAGAAGAAAUCUGUAAGCCCAUCUGCCAGCCCAGUUGUCUGCUAUCAGUCCAACCGCGAUGAGCUCCGGCGUCGCAUCAUCCAGUGGCUGGAAGCAGAGAUCAUUCCAGACGGCUGGUUCUCUAAAGGCAGCAACUACAGUGAAAUCCUAGACAAGUACUUUAAGAACUUUGAUAAUGGUGACUCUCGCUUGGACUCCAGUGAAUUCCUGAAAUUUGUGGAGCAGAAUGAAACCGCCAUCAACAUCACCACCUAUGCAGAUCAGGAGAACAACAAGCUACUCAGAGGACUCUGUGUCGAUGCUCUCAUUGAACUGUCUGAUGAAAAUGCUGACUGGAAACUCAGCUUCCAAGAGUUCCUCCAGUGCCUCAACCCAUCCUUCAACCCUCCAGAGAAGAAGUGUGCCCUGGAGGACGAAACGUAUGCAGAUGGAGCCGAGACCGAGGUGGAAUGUAACCGCUGCGUCUGCGCCUGCGGGAACUGGGUCUGCACAGCCAUGACCUGUGACGGAAAGAAUCAGAAAGGGGCCCAGACCCAGAGAGAGGAGGAGAUGACCAGAUAUGUCCAGGAGCUCCAAAAGCACCAGGAAACAGCUGAAAAAUCCAAGAGAGUGAGCACCAAAGAGAUCUAAUGAGGAGGCAUCUGGCAAUGGUGUCGAGAGCCUGGCACCUUCUCUUCUACUUCAGUGCUGAGUCCAGUAUACGCAAGUGUCUGCUACAAUUGCCAAAUCACCAGUAUUUGCUUGUAUAGCAAUGAGUUUUAUUUUGUCUAUUUGUUUUGCAAUAAAGGAAAUGAGGGUGGCUGGCUAGGAAGGGAAGGGCCAAAGCCUUCCCUUCUAGGAGUGCUUUGAGAGAAACUGUAUAAAUGGAGCUCGGGGGCUGGAGGCAAGUGAGGAAAGUGCAUCAGGGUUGGGAGAGGAGCAGACCCAGAUCUGAACCACUUCUGAGUCUACCAAAGCUAUAAACACACUGCAUGGAGUGCAAGCAAUGCCAGAGAGAACUUAACUGUCCCUAAAGGAAAGGUUUGGGAAGCUCAGUGGAGAAGAAUGUAUUCUGCUUCCAGCCCUUUCCACUGCCAUCAACAUAACAGACUCCAGCAUCUGUGCUUCUCUUCAUGGCCCCAACCACUGCCUCUAGAUACACGGCCAUCCUGCUGAUUACCCAGUGUCCCUCAGACUUGAUGGAGUUUCUGGGAGGGUGCACCCAAAUGAUGCAGAUACUUGUGUACUUUCAGCCCCUUAGAGACCUAACCAAAUUUUAAAAAUACUUUUUACCAAAGGUGCUAUUUUUCUGUAAAACUUCUUUUUGGCAAGUUGACUUCAUUCUUCAAUUAUAAUCAUUAUAUUAUUGUGUUUUUUUUUUUAAUAUUUUAUUUUCUUGACUAGAAAUUAAGCUUUUGUAAUUAUUUCUUCAUAGCCCUAUCAUUUCAGAGGUGGGAGAGUUUGGGGUUCUUCCUGGUGCAGGGACUGCUAUAACCCAGACUUCUCCUACCCUGCCACAUACUAGCUGCAGCCCAGAGUUCCCCCGUGGAUUGCAGUUGUUCAGCAGUCAGUCUGGAGGAGCAGCAGGCACCUCAGAUAGAAGCCAGGGGAAGAGAAGUGUCUCCAUACAAAGCUUUCAAGAUUAGAAAAGCUAAUUUGUUUUCAUUUAUUCUGAUAAGCUCAUGCAAAUCAGUAUUGCAAAGAAUGGAGACAAGCGCAGCCAAGUAAGACUUAGCUAUUCCAGCCUAUCAAUAUGCUCACUGAUCCACCACUAACUAGGAGAGUGACUGUGUCCCUGUCUUCUCUUAUUUCUGGGCCUCACUUUCCUCAGUGAGUAGGUAGGAAUGCAUUAACCUUUUGAUUUCAUAAAUGGUAAGUUCUGUGGUUCUGAUCAUUGGUCCAGAGGAGACAGGUUCCUAAGAUUUUCCUUCCUCUCCUUAGGAUAAACGAAACCUUGUUGUUAUAUCAAGAAGAGUCAGGCAGCCAAAAACACGAUGACCAAAUUUGCCCGCAGUCUGAAUGGCCCCACAGGUUGUGCUGUGAUGUAGAGUCCUCUCGGGUAAAGCCUGCCCAGGAAGAAAGUGGGAAAGAACCACUCCACUUUGUCUUCACUAUUACGUUUCCUUUUUGACCUUGGAAACCGAAUUGGCUUUUCCUUUAGAGAAGAUAGACAAAAAGAGGUUUAACAUUUCAAGAAGGGAAAAAAUGGAAAUCAAAUCUUAAAAUUGUGAUUGGGGGAAGUCAGAUAUUCCUGUGUCUUUUGGCCUCUAGGAUUAUUAACCCAUUCGAUACCAUAUUUAAGAUCCAUUUGGAAUAAUAAAGAUUAAAAACUUGACAUAAGAUCUCAUUUUCAGAAAGCACAUUACAGACCACCAGAGGGAAAUUAUGUAGGUUGUAUGCGCAGGCAACUCUGAAAGAUGUGCUGAAAAUGGAAUUUCUUCUAAACAAUUUUCCUUGCUGUCUUUUGAAAGGAGAACAUUCCACUUUGUUUCAAAUUCUGAGCUUUUAUGUAUCAUUCCACUUUAAAAGCUCUUUUCAAACCCCAUAGGUGCAGUCUGAAAUGCACCUCCUGUCCAAGUGCCUUGGAGAACACAACAGCACACCUUGAUCAAGUUUUGCCAGCCCUUGGACACUAUGGGAGAAAGGGCAAGAGUACCAGUUUAAAGCAAGAAGCCAGAGUGUCUCCCCGUCAGUUACAUUUAGGACAGUGGUUGCCCUCCAAGAGUUACCCUACCCUGCAACAUUGAAUUCCCAAAAGCAAAUCUGCAUUCCUCCUGUAAAUAGGAAAGCUAUUGUCUGUACCAUAGAAUCACAUGAUCUAAUGACCAUCCAUGAGAAGCUGCUAAAUAGCCUAGUUUGGGGAAUCUUGCAUAGAGCUUUGCAUGGAGCAAACAGGAUUUAAUUGGGUUCAGUUCCUCCAGCUCUCUAAAAGCACAGGGCUUAGACCACAAGCUUCCUUAGGCUUUCUCUGUGUGUAUAAGGUUUUAUAAACAUUAAUUACAGCCUCUGUUAAGAUCCAGCGUCCAUGGAAACCUCACAUGCCAUGACUCUGGACUCCAUCACUGUUUGUGGAAAGCAGGGCUCCUCCACCUGCUAAUAAGCCCAUGUAAACCAGUCUGAAUGUCUUUCUUUUACACUUAUGUUUUUAAAUAGUCAAUUUUCAAGAAGCAAUUUGAACAAG